This is a messenger RNA of Cyprinodon variegatus (sheepshead minnow), 2773 nucleotides long. Its product is annotated as plakophilin-1-like. NCBI's taxonomy places the organism in Eukaryota, Metazoa, Chordata, Actinopteri, Cyprinodontiformes, Cyprinodontidae. The transcript has 13 exons. Gene Ontology annotation, biological process: intermediate filament bundle assembly; cell-cell adhesion; cell-cell junction assembly. Gene Ontology annotation, cellular component: cytoplasm; plasma membrane; nucleus. Bases 78 to 2297 code for a protein of 739 amino acids. Gene Ontology annotation, molecular function: cadherin binding. The record is from RefSeq and is a predicted model, not a curated record.
GAGCUUUACCUCCCAGCCUGCUCUCAGCUCUUCCUUAGCUCCCAUCUUCUUUGGAUGUUGUUUUCUUCCUCCGAAAGAUGAGCAAAAUGUCGAAGGCCGAUCCGCUGAAAUCGGCGAUUUCCAUUGAGAAUGUGGACGACACGUCGCUGGCUCUGCCGUCAGGGAAUCAGUACCGAUCCGGAGAGCAGCGCGUAAAGGCGCAAGUGCAAACUGUCAGGAGGAUAAAGUCGAGGCACUCGAGCAACAGCAGCAGGAGCGGAUCUACUUCUAUGAGCCCAACAAGCCCUGUGUAUGACUCCGUGUUUACAGAUGGGGUAAAGACACCGUCCCACACAUCUAAUGGAAGCGCCUUCUACAGCAAUGGUUUCUCAAAAAGUUUCACCAUAGACAAAAACAUAAGCAAUCAUCAAUCAAUCACCAACCUAGGAUCUACUGUGAGGAAAAAGAGUGUGACAUCAGGGUAUCGCUUUGAGAGAACUCAACCCACUGCUGGCAGUACUGUGGCUCUGGGUCAUGCUAACACCAGCCGCAGUGAACCCGGUGUGGCCUGGGGCAGAUAUGGCACCCAGCUGUCUGUCCCACACACCAGAAACCCCACCACAGAACAGCAGGCCAGCAGGAACAACUACAGGAAUCAGCGUAGCACCAGCAAUCACUUUGUGCAGAGGACCAUCUCCCAGUCCCAACCUCUGUACCCUGCAAACGGCUUUGGUCUGACUCACAAACAAAGUCAGUAUAAAGGCAGCCAGCCUAACAUGAGCAAGACUCCCACACAGCAAACCACUACUGACUCUUCAUCCAAGACUAAAAUAAACUCUGGAUCAAAUGGAAACAUUUUAAAUGCUGACAUCACUAUGAAGGAGGCUGUGCAGUUUCUUACCAGCGAUGAUGAAAAUUAUCAAAACUGUGGCGCUUCCUAUAUUCAGCACAAUACUUUCAUUAGCGACAAAGCAAAAGAAGAGGUCUUAAAGCUUAAGGGGAUCCACCCUCUUGUCGGCUUGCUGCACAGCCACAACUCACAGGUCAAACACACGGCCUCUGCCGCUCUGCGAAAUCUGUCCUUUAAAAGCGACAAAAACAAAGAGGAGAUCCAUCGCUGUGACGGCAUCACUGAGGUUGCCAAUCAGCUCAGAGAUUCAGAGUCUGUAGAUCUGGAUAAGCAGCUCACAGGUCUGUUGUGGAAUUUGUCUUCUGCCGACAACCUGAAGCCUGAUCUGCUGAAGCACGCUCUGCCUGUCUUAAUGGAGCAUGUGAUCUUGCCUUACACGACAAGGUCCGGAGAUACAAUCAGGGAUCCAGAUGUCUUCUUACACACCACGGGAUGUCUUCGAAACCUCAGCAGUGCCAAGGAGAGCAGCAGGCAGACGAUGAGGAAAUGUCGAGGUUUGAUUGACUCUUUAACCGCUUACAUCAAAGACUGUCUAGAGAAGGAAAAAACCAAUGAUGAGUGUUUGGAAAACUGUGUGGGCAUCCUGCACAAUCUGACCUUCCGACUGGAGGACGAGGCUCCGAUGCUGUUCACCAAUAUAAAUACCUUGGCUAGGAGUCAGCUCAGGAGCACCAGUCCAAAUAACAGCAACCCUGUUGGCUGCUUCAGUUCACAAACCAAACUUCCACAGGUGGAGCGUCCCUUUGACUUUGCAGUCAUUGAGGAUCCGCAGCCUAAAGGACCAUCCCUUUUGAUCCACUCUAAAACGCUGCAGGAUUACCUUUCACUGCUUAGCUUGAGCACGGGAGAAGAGCUUCAGGAAGCCUGUUGCGGGACACUGCACAAUCUCACUGCACGUGAAGGCAUUGUCUCCAGUGUAAUAAGCCAGAUCAUUGUGCAGAAACUGAAUGGCAUGCAGGUUAUUGCGCCCCUCAUAAACUCAAAGAAAGUCAACCUGCAGAAGACCACACUGGCUUUGGUUGGAAAUUUGAUCAAGAACCCAAACCUGCAUCAAGCAGUUGGCCGUAAAGCUCUCCCAGAGUUGCUGAGUCUCCUCGCAGAAGGCACGUCUGGAGCAAACGAGUCUGAUGACAACCUUGCUAUGGCUUGCAAUGCCACCAGUUGCCUGGUUCUGAAAGACCUUGACAUGACCAAGAGAUAUUUAGGCACCAACUUCAUAAAAUCCCUCAGCAACAUCAGCCAAAACAUGUAUUUUCCCAAAUCAAGCAAGGCUGCUGCAGUUCUUCUCGUCAAAAUCUGGUCAGAUAAAGAGCUUCAAAGCUUUUUCAAAAAGCAAGGGUUGACCAAGUCUUUAUUUGUGAAUGACACCACCAUGGCAGCACACAGGUCUCUCCAUAUUGUGGAUUAGCACAAUUUAACAGCUAAAUGCUAAAAUGACUAACCUGCACGGCACCUGAGCAUCCACAGGACUGGGAGUCACUGAGGCAGAGCAUCAUCCCCUCCUACAUCACAGAGAUAAUUAUUCAUAAGCUUUAUAAGCAUUCCUGCACUAUGCAUAUGCUGAAAGAUCAUGUUUCCAAAGCCCCUGUCACACUAUGGCGAUUUAGCCAGCCUAUGCCUGAUGUACAAGAAUCUUCUAAAACGCUGGCAUAAGCUGACCUUUCUAUGUAUUUUUUCAAUUUUGGGCAUAUAUGUAGCAUAUUCAUAAGGAGUCCAGAACAUAUGUCCAAUGACAGUCUAACAUGCAUAACGCACGGGCUGCAUAGUGCCCAUGAAAUGUCACAAACCAGUGUCCUAAGGGGGGCACCAAUGCGCCCGGAGGCAUCCAGCCUGCAUAAAAAGAGAUUUAUUUGAUCGCGGUAUUAACCUAGCUGCUUGAAAAAA